AGCUCCUAUUGGCUGUUUGGGAAAAUGGGCGGGGCUUUAAAUUGACGCGUGCGUUUCCUCGCUUUCAUUGAAAAGAUGAUACUGUGGUUGGAUUUUAACUGAUAAUCCGUGAACUACAGACAUGACGGAUCAAUUAUAUUCAGGUGUCUAUGUUUAAAAUAUGGAUGGUGAAGUGGGAGAGAACUCCUUUGAACAUGGAAGACUGGGAACUCUCCGACGAUGGGGAAGAUUUCUUUGUGGUCCAUGGAAUCCCCGUUUUAAAGAUGUGCUUACAUGGCAGCUCUGCAAAACUGUUGCAAUGGGUCAAGCCCUGUCUAUGCUGAUAUGUGGGACGGCAGUUACAUGUCAGUAUCUGGCAAAUGCUGGGGUAGAGACGCCGAUGCUGCAAAGCUUCCUCAAUUACACCUUGCUGCUGCUCACCUAUACUUUCGUCUUAGCCUUCAGGAGAGGUGAAAAUAACAUUGUUCAAAUUCUAAAAACAAAGUGGUGGAAGUAUUUUCUGAUGGCUCUUACGGAUGUGGAAGCCAACUACACCGUUGUGAAGGCAUACCAGUUCACUACCCUUACAAGUAUACAGCUGCUGGACUGCUUUGUGAUUCCGGUUCUGAUGGUGCUCUCGUGGAUCUUUUUGAAAACUCGCUACAGACCGUUGCAUUUUAUAGCUGUGGCUGUGUGCUUGCUUGGAGUCGGUGCGAUGGUGGGAGCAGAUCUGCUGGCAGGGAGAGACCAAGGCUCAAGUAGUCAUGUGUUGUUGGGGGAUGGACUCGUGCUGGUCAGUGCUGCUCUGUACGCAGUGUCUAACGUCUGUCAGGAAUACACAGUGAAAAACCUGAGCAGGGUGGAGUUCUUGGGCAUGAUGGGGCUCUUUGGGACGCUCAUCAGUGGUGUGCAGAUGGCUAUAUUUGAAUCCAAAGCUGUACCUGUCAUCAACUGGAACUUGAAAAUAUGCCUGCUCUUUGUUGUAUAUACUGUGUGCAUGUACGGGCUGUACAGUUUCAUGCCUGUAGUGGUAAAGAUGACCAGCGCCACGGCUGUGAACCUCUCACUGCUGACUGCCGACCUCUUCAGUCUCUUCUGUGGCAUGUUCCUUUUUCACUACAAUGUGAGUGGUAUGUUGUUUGUUUUUUUUUUGUUGAUCACACUUGGUUUCAUCAUGUUCAACAUCGUACCGACCUACACAGCAGAUCAGUCUUAUUCCAAUAAUGACAGGGUGUAUAAUCUUGCUUCAUCUGCGGAUGUCCAGCAAGAUGGAGACAUUGUAGUAGACUUAGGACAGGAGAAUGAGGACAGGAUAGGAUCCAGGCACAGAGCACAUUGCAACGGAUUCUGUUCUCAGAUAUAAAGCUCUACAAUGUAGAGUACAGUAUU
Molecule: messenger RNA, 1368 nt
Organism: Cyprinus carpio (common carp)
Lineage: Eukaryota; Metazoa; Chordata; Actinopteri; Cypriniformes; Cyprinidae
Product: solute carrier family 35 member F2
Exons: 9
Coding region: 161-1342 (393 amino acids)
Biological process (GO): transmembrane transport
Cellular component (GO): membrane
Molecular function (GO): transmembrane transporter activity
Source: RefSeq, a predicted model, not a curated record